Molecule: messenger RNA, 2415 nt
Organism: Onthophagus taurus
Lineage: Eukaryota; Metazoa; Arthropoda; Insecta; Coleoptera; Scarabaeidae
Product: putative leucine-rich repeat-containing protein DDB_G0290503
Source: RefSeq, a predicted model, not a curated record
UUUUUUAAAAACGUCAACUGUCAAAGAAGUAAAUUGUUCAAAGUUGAUUAAAGUGUUUAAAUAUUAGGAUAUAUGGAUGAUAACCCAGGAAUAAGUUUAUUUCAAGGGAACGGAUUGAAUAUAGAUAGCGCCCUUCAAAAUCAAGAGGAAGAUGAAGAUCUUGAAGAUCAAAAACGGCGUCAAGAAGAGAUUCAAAAUUUUCUAACAAAAGCGAUGGACGAAUUCAAUUAUGAUGAUCAAAGCACAAUACAUUCAUCAACAAAUGUUUCUGUUGAUAAUGGUUAUCAUCCGGUUGAAAAUCAGGAAGAAAAUGUCCUUUUUAAUAAAUAUACUAGAAAUACGAAUCUUGAUGAUCAAUUAAAAGUUUUGUAUGAAAUUAGAGUAAAAGAAGUGAAAGAGUUAAUGGAAAAGGUUGGAAAAUUGGAGAUGGAUAUAGAAAAACAAAAAGAUAUCCAUUCGAAAAAAUGUAUUUUGCUUGAAGCUGAUAAAAAUAAAGCUAAAAUUUCAUUGGAACAAUCUCAAAAACUUUUACUUAGUAAAAGUGAAGAAAUUGAUUGUUUAGGUCAUGAAGUUGUUAAUUUACAAAGUCAAGUUGCACAAUUAGAGAAACAAAUUGAUGUUAUUACAGAGGAAUAUUCGCUUUGUAAACAAACAAAUAAAGAACUUAUGGAUCAAUUAGAAAUUAUGCACAGUGGUUUAACAUCAAAUACAAUAUCUGAUCGUGUUUUAAAAGAACAACAUCAUGCUGAAGUGUCUCAAAUGCAUCAUUUAUUAGAUGUUGCUAAUACAAAAUUAUAUCGGAAGGAAAAAGAAUGUCAAGAUUAUGUGGAGAAAUUAAAUGCAAUUGUGAAAGAAAAAGACCAAAUUGUUGUUGAGAAAACAACAAUCAUUAAUAAGCUAGCAGAGAAUUUAGAAAGUGCUCAACAACAAUGUCAUGAUUUGUUGGAAGUUAUUAAUAAAGUAUCCCAAGAGAAUAAAACUUUAAAAUUAUCUUCAAGUGAACUACAAGAUUCAGCUCGAGUUAUGAAUUUAACUGAAAAAAUGGAGUACAUAAACGCGUUACAAAAAGAAUUAGCUAAAGCUCAAGAUAAACAUCGACAACAUCAAGAUCAUAUUGAAUUGAUAGAGAGGACUUGCAAUGAUUUAAAACAAAAAUUAAAGCAUUCCAAUGAGGAAAAAGAAAAAAAUAAGAUUGAAGUGGAAACUUGGAAAUCGAAUUAUUCAAGCUUAGAAGAAAAUUUUCGUAAAGCUGAUGAAGAAAUUUGCUCAAUUCAAAAACAAAUUCAAGGAUACAGGGGUAAAUUAGAAGAUCAACAACGUUACUAUGAAGAUAAAAUCAUUGAGUUAGAAGCAACUUUAGCUCAGUACGAAAUUAAAUUAACUCAAGAUACUUCUGCUCAAGUUUCAUUUAAUUUUGGUCAAUCUUCAAAAUACGAAAAUGAUGAAAAACAAAAAUUACGAAACGAUCUUUUAAUUGCGAAUGAAGAAAUUGCCCAAUUACACUUAAAAUUAACAUCUGCUGAAAAUGAAAUUUCGAAACUCCAAAUUUCUUCAAAAUUAGAGAGGGAAAGGGAAUCUUUAAUUCGAAAUUUGCAAGAAAAAGCAGCUCAAUUUGAAAAAGUUAUUAAAGAAAAGCAAUUAAAUCCUGAUCGAUUUUCGAUUGGAAUAAACACUGAGGAUUUAAAUAAUGAAAUUGAUGAAAUUAAAAAACAAUAUGAAUCGGAUUUUGUUAAACGCGAAUUAGAAAUAAGAGUUAAUCUUAAAAAUGAUUAUGAUCGGCGUUUAGAACAAAUCGAACAUGAUUUGGCUGAGAAAUUACUUCAAACAAAUAAUGUCGAGAUUAAGAAAUGUACAAAUUGCGAGGAAUUAUUACACAAAUUAAGAAAAUUGGAGGUGGUUAGUUAUAAUAAGGACGAAAAUAUUUUGGGGUUAAAAUCACAAAUGAAACAAGAUAGAAAUGCUGUUGCUGGGUUAUUGGAGACUUGGAGGGAUAAAUUUAUGGAUAUGGAGAUUGAAAAGAAACAACUUUUAACAGAAAAUUUACAAAUAAUGGGUCAUUGCAAUGAGUUAGAGAAUAAACUUAAAAGUUAUGAUGUUGGAACUUCCAAACUUUAUCACCUUAUUAAAAAAGAAUGCGAAGAAACGAUAAAACUUUGGAAUAAAAAUAUGAUUGAAAAUUUACAAAAAUAUGUUAAACAACAAAAAGUAUGUUUGACAAAAAGUCGGACAAAAAUUGAUGAUAUUUCUGAACAAUUCGAUGAUGAGGUUGCUACAAUUGAAAUGAAUUUUUUAAGAAAACAACGUAAUUUAGGUAAUUUUAAAAGUACUAAACGUUAAAUUGUGUUUUAGUUAACUUUAAGGACGUAUUAAUGUAAAUAUGCAUUUAAAUGAUAAUAUAAAUCAGUAUUUUACUAA